UCUGCUAAUAAUUUAUUUGCAGUCCAGUUUGUUGAGGACUGAUGGCUUCUAUCCGUCUUCCAAGAAUGGAGGUUAGGACAUGGUAUGCCACUCUCACUUGGUUCCAGUUGAUUACCAACUGCUUCAUUAUACAAUAUCUCUUGCUAGGAUCCGUAGAGUCACUAAACUGUUCAGAACCAACAACUAAAUCGCUCCUUAAUGCCAUGAGAGAGGAAGUCAUCCUCUACAGUGAUGCAAGGCCAGUUAUAAGUCUGAGCACUCCCACCAACGUCACAGUGGACUUGACUCUCUAUGGAAUUUUAGGAGUGAAUGAAAAAGCACAGGUGUUGGAAACAUAUCUGUGGGUGAGGAUGACAUGGCAGAUUGAAGGUUUGAGCUGGGAUCCUGCGGAGUGUGGAGCAAAAAAGAUUUCACUACCAAGAGAGAAGAUAUGGGUUCCAGACAUUAUCAUUAAUGAAUUCAUGGAUGAAAACCGAGCACCAGAAACAUAUUACGUCUAUGUGACCUCCACUGGUCUAGUGCUCGAUGGACGGCCGUUUCAUGUAAUCAGCUCCUGCAAACUGGACAUCUACACCUUUCCAUUUGAUUUUCAGAACUGUUCAUAUACUUUCAACUCUUACAAACACUCUCGUGAUGAUGUUCAGUUGUUCUUAUUGCUGCCCAUUGAGCAGAUAUUCAAAAAUUCUCUUGAAGCAAUAACAACUAAAGGAGAGUGGGAGCUGAUAGACAUGAGGGCAGAAAAAUCUUCACAGCUCUCUCUGGAAGAGGAAUGGGAUAGCCUCAUUGUUUAUAUUGUCUUGAGACGUCGAGCUACGCUGUAUGUUGUGAACCUCCUGAUUCCCAGCAGCUUCCUGCUUUCUUUGGAUCUCUUCAGCUUCCUGCUGCCUCCUCAAGAGGUGGACCGUGCUUCCUUCAAAAUGACCCUGAUUUUGGGUUACACAGUCUUCUUGCUGCUAAUGAACGACAUGCUGCCUGUCACAGGAAAUGACUUACCACUCAUAAAUGUUUUUUUCUCUCUCUGCUUGGCCUUGAUGGUAGCAAGUCUCCUUGAGACUAUCCUCAUCACCAAUGUCGUGUGUGGUUCCCGUGACUUUUCUCCAUUACCUAAGUGGCUCAGGAUUCUGGUUCUGAAAUAUCUUGCUCGACUUGUUUGUAUGAAGAAAUCUUGUGAUAAACACAUUGUAGCAAACAGAUCUGAGAGCACUUUCUACAAAAACAGCAUGACUGACAAUGCCAUGAUUGACAUUCCACUAGUUAGUGGAAGUCAAGUGAGAGUCUGGGAACAAUGUCUUGAUGAAAUGAAGAAGAUGAGUAAAGAUUUAUUGGCCAUCCGCCACCAAGUUGAAGAGCAAUUCAAUAAUGACAACAGAACAGAUGAAUGGAUCAUGUUUGGUCAGGUCAUUGACCGCAUGCUCUUUAUAAUGUAUAUUCUCUUUAUCAUUGUGAGUUUAAGCACAAUUAUGAUUCUGUGGCUGCACUUGUACAGUCUAGACAAAAGGCCAUAAUAUAUUAUCGCCUUUUCUGUAAACUGAAGACAUCA
Messenger RNA from Carassius carassius (crucian carp), 1540 nucleotides. Its product is annotated as 5-hydroxytryptamine receptor 3A-like. Lineage: Eukaryota; Metazoa; Chordata; Actinopteri; Cypriniformes; Cyprinidae. Gene Ontology annotation, molecular function: neurotransmitter receptor activity; transmembrane signaling receptor activity; extracellular ligand-gated monoatomic ion channel activity. Gene Ontology annotation, biological process: monoatomic ion transmembrane transport; regulation of membrane potential; chemical synaptic transmission. Gene Ontology annotation, cellular component: synapse; neuron projection; membrane. The record is from RefSeq and is a predicted model, not a curated record. The coding region runs from base 42 to 1505 and encodes 487 amino acids. The transcript has 10 exons.